AUGGCUUCGACAUUCUCAACCUCCUAUCGUUGCUACUCUCACUCGUUUACGCCUGGAAAAGCGCGUGAUGACAUCAUGGACGGUGGCAAAAUUCUCAUGCCACCGUCGGCUUUGGAGCAUCUAACAAGAUUAAACGCUCUUAACCCAAUGACCUUUAAAUUAACCAAUACUGCGGCCGAUAGAAGCACCCAUUGUGGUGUGCUUGAAUUUGUCGCCGACGAAGGUAGAAUCUAUGUGCCUUAUUGGAUGCUGCAGAAUCUUUGCCUUGAAGAAGGGGAUUUGGUUCAUGUGAAAAGUGUUGUCUUACCAGUUGCCACUUUCGCCAAGUUCCAACCCCAAUCCACGUCUUUCCUCGACAUAUCAAAUCCAAAGGCUGUAUUGGAGUACGCUUUGCGUAAAUUCGCUUGCCUCACGGUGGGCGAUACGCUUGCGAUCACUUACAAUGAUACAAUGUAUGAACUCAAAGUCCUUGAGUUGCAACCGAAGAGUGCCGUUCGAAUCAUCGAAUGCGACAUGAGUGUUGACUUUGCUCCACCUGUGGGGUAUGAAGACAGUCAUGGAAUCAAGGAGAAAAAUUUAUCAGCUUCUGAGGAGGACAACGAGGCUCUCAUCCCGGAGCGAGUCAAAGGAUUGAGGAUUUUCGGUGGUAUGGGCUGUAGAUUGGAUGGCCGAAGCUGUGAGUCUACUACAGGCGCCUCAGCAUCUGCGGGUCAUAUCAUCUCACAACGAGGAGUACCGAACUUUGAAUACCAACCGGGUAGCCUUACUUUCCUGCGAGUAACCAAACAGAAGGCAGACGAUGGCGCAGAUGGUUUUUUCAAACCAUUUCAUGGAGAAGGUGUGAAGCUGAAGCAUGACGCUCGGAAACCCUCCUGA
Echinococcus granulosus is the source of this 876-nucleotide messenger RNA. RefSeq names its product Ubiquitin fusion degradation protein. The transcript is spliced from 9 exons. Bases 1 to 876 code for a protein of 291 amino acids. NCBI's taxonomy places the organism in Eukaryota, Metazoa, Platyhelminthes, Cestoda, Cyclophyllidea, Taeniidae. Gene Ontology annotation, molecular function: polyubiquitin modification-dependent protein binding. Gene Ontology annotation, cellular component: VCP-NPL4-UFD1 AAA ATPase complex. The record is from RefSeq and is a predicted model, not a curated record.